AUGGAAGUAUUGUAUGACGUCUGCUUGCCAUUUUAUAAUGACCAAUUUGUUUUUACUUUCACUUAUUUCUUCUAUAUUUGGCUCACAGACCUUAUAUAUAUAAUUUGCCGCCUGAACAGGAUUACUCCAUAUCUGUCUAUCUUCGGAUAUUUGUUUCCAGUUUUUUGCAUGCAGCUCUUUUGCAUUUUUGUUAAUUCGGUUUAUUCAUCUGCUUUUUUGGGUUUCUAUAUGGUAUUUAUUGUCGGAUAG
Messenger RNA from Nezara viridula (southern green stink bug), 249 nucleotides. NCBI's taxonomy places the organism in Eukaryota, Metazoa, Arthropoda, Insecta, Hemiptera, Pentatomidae. The record is from the annotation of a GenBank genome assembly.